AUAAACGAAUAUAGACCUUGAAAUUAUUAUUGUACAUUAUAUUAUAUUAUAUCGAUGCAUUCGCGUCGAUCUAAUUAUGGCGAGCAAAGUAACCCCGAAAACUGCUAUCGCGUUUACAAAAGUGAUAAUCGCCUUGUCCUUUACGUGGCCACUUUCAAAGAGCGCCAGUAAAUUUCAAGUAAUACGCUUUAAAAUUCUACGCUCUUUACUCUGCGUGAAUGCGGUGAUAUUGAUUGUGCCUGUAUCGUACACCCUUUAUCACAAUGACUACGAUCUACCAAAGAUAACGAAGAUAUGGUGCUUACUGGGUGCCUUUAUACAAAUCCCUCUGGAGAUAACACAAUGCGCACUGCAAUAUGAUCGACUGCAAUAUUUGAUUUCGGAAAUGGAGCAUAAUUUUGAAUACGCGAAACCGUACGAGGAAAUGCUCUACCAACAGUACGUCGAUAGAUGCGCGAUGUUUUACGCGAGCUCCACAGCGGCAGUCUUUCUCGGCGCGUUUAUAGCAGGAAUCACACCGCUGAUAGCGGCCAAUCAGAUCUUUCCGACAGAUGCAAAGUAUCCUUUCGACGUGGAACGUGAACCGGUGAAGACUAUUAUCUUUUUGCAUCAGUUCGUCGCUGUUUGGCAGUGUUUCUCCAUCGUUUGCCAUUGUAGCUUUGUCGGUCUUCUCAUAUGGUUUGCCGCGGCGCGUUUCGAAAUCUUGUCGCAACAGUUUCGUACGGUCACCGACAUCUACGGCAUCACCGUGUGUGUACGGCAGCACGUGAAAUUGUUGAGAUAUGCUCAAGAAGUAAUAAUUGCUUUUCGUUCAGUGAUAUUAUCAAUAAUAAUUGUUUGUACGUGGGUGAUUGUGGCUAGUGGCCUAACAAUUGUAAGCCAAAGUACGUUAACGGACAAGGUACAAUUCAUGAUUCUAUGCAUAGCUGGACUUAUGGAAGUUUAUGCAUGUGCUUGGCCAGCCGAUCAUUUAAUAGUUGCGAGCACCAAUGUUGCGCAAGCAAUUUACGAAUCGCUGUGGUACAAUCAAGACAAGGCUUUUCAAAAAAAUUUAUGUUUUAUCUUGCUAAGGAGUCAAACGCCAACCACCAUCUCUGUUUCUUUCCUUCCAGCUUUAUCAUUACAAUAUUAUGCGUCGUAUGUAUCAACAGUUUUUUCUUAUUUAAUGACGUUGCGAAUGAUAUUUGUGGUGGACAGUGGAGUCAAGAAUUAAAUUUUAAAUCUGCAUAAAUUUCUCCA
Temnothorax curvispinosus is the source of this 1239-nucleotide messenger RNA. RefSeq names its product odorant receptor 49b-like. The transcript has 6 exons. Gene Ontology annotation, biological process: sensory perception of smell; detection of chemical stimulus involved in sensory perception of smell. Gene Ontology annotation, molecular function: odorant binding; olfactory receptor activity. Gene Ontology annotation, cellular component: plasma membrane. The coding region runs from base 77 to 1213 and encodes 378 amino acids. NCBI's taxonomy places the organism in Eukaryota, Metazoa, Arthropoda, Insecta, Hymenoptera, Formicidae. The record is from RefSeq and is a predicted model, not a curated record.